This is a messenger RNA of Chenopodium quinoa (quinoa), 1412 nucleotides long. RefSeq names its product bifunctional riboflavin kinase/FMN phosphatase-like. The record is from RefSeq and is a predicted model, not a curated record. Bases 415 to 1101 code for a protein of 228 amino acids. Gene Ontology annotation, biological process: glycerol biosynthetic process. Gene Ontology annotation, molecular function: sn-glycerol 3-phosphatase activity. NCBI's taxonomy places the organism in Eukaryota, Viridiplantae, Streptophyta, Magnoliopsida, Caryophyllales, Amaranthaceae. The transcript has 6 exons.
AAAGGUGAGAUUAUUUCCAUGAAUUUUUUCUAAUUUAUUUAUUUAAUUUUUUUUUUUUGGCAAGAAGUAAGAGUAAAAUUUUACGACCCAUAACCCAAAUACGACAUAAACUUGACUCAUUUGUCAACUUCAAAAUCAAGAAUUUAUUUCCGUUUGCCAUACUUUCCAAAAAUGGACAAUUUUCGAAAGAGAGACGAAAGGUAUAUAUAAAAGUUUCCGUACCCAAAUUUCCCCAAUCAUUCUCAAUAAGAUGGACACAUUGCCAAAUUUCCAACCUCAAAUCAGCAUCAAUUUCGGAUACUUCUAUCAAAAACAGAAUAAUUCUAUCUCCUUCAAUAAAUACACCGCCGUUUCAUUAUUUCAUCAUCCUCUUUAUCAAUUCCAAACAAAAUUUCUCUAUAAAAAAUCUUAGUCAUGACUAUCAACGAAUCCAUUAAUGGGGUAACGAUUUCUGCUGUGAUUCUUGAUUUGGAUGGUACCCUUUUGGAUACAGAAAUUGCGACAAGAUGUGUUUUGAGAGAUUAUUUGGCGAGUUAUGGGAAAGUUUUGAUUACUGAUAAAGAGCAUGGGAGAGUGGGAAGAACUCAGAAGGAAUCAGCUGUUGCAAUUGUUAAGAAUUAUGAUCUUCCUCUAACUCCUGAUCAAUUUAUUGCUGAAAUUACUCCUUUGUAUCGUUCUAAGUGGAAAGAUGCCAAAGCACUUCCUGGUGCCAAUCGCCUUAUCCAACAUCUCCAUAAGCAUCAGAUCCCAUUUGCUCUUGCCUCAAACUCACUACAAGAAUACAUAGAAGCCAAAAUUUCUUAUCAAAAAGGUUGGAAGGAGUUGUUUUCUGUCAUUCUUGGAAGUGACCAAGUUUUAUCAGGGAAACCAUUUCCAGACUUAUAUCUAGAGGCUGCAAAAAGACUAUCAAUGGAUCCUGUUAAUUGCCUGGUUAUAGAGGACUCUUUGAUAGGUGUUAAAGCUGCAAAAGCUGCUGGAAUGAAGGUAGUGGUUGUCCCGUCUCAAUCCGAGGCUGAUGCUGCCGCCUUGGCAGACUCCAGUCUUCAGUCUCUUCUGGAUUUUCAGCCUGAGUUGUGGGGUCUUCCUUCUUUUGCUCAAUGAUUUGUAUGUGUCCUCAAGUUUAAAUACCCGCCAAUUAUUUAGGUCAGUUGAUUUGAUGUUUUUGGAAAGAGUUACUAGAUGAUGCAUUCAUUGAUGUAAAUUUUGGGUGUAUAAUGUUGAAGUAGAUCAAAAAAUUUUGGCCGUCUGCAGAAGGUAAAAGUUACUAGUUGAUGGACUAGUGUUUUUCUAUUACUAAAUUCUAGGUUAAAGUAUAAUCUUAUUGUAUAGAACCUUUUUUCCCCCUCUUGUAAAGUAGAAUAAUGCAUGGCAUAUACUAUUUGGAAUAUAAAUAAUUCAUUCGUUUCUUUUUA